UCUCUCUCACCUCCCUGACACUAAACUGGUUUCAUUAAGGCCGUUUUGAUCUCCUCUCCUUCUCCAGGUUGGGAGAAGGAAGGAAGGAAGGAAGGAAGGAAGGAGGCUUUGCCUCGAUCUCGCUCUCUCCGGUGUCCUGUGUCCAUGGUCUCAAUUUCUCAAAGAGUUUUCCUAGAAGAGAUCAGCUGAUCGAAUGAAGAAAUUAUUAUUUCAGGGCUUCAUUUGAGGAGUCAUCUUAUUUUUGGUCAAGAUGAAGCGCAUGCAAAGGAUGCCAACAAGGAAGUCCCAUUCAUGGUGGUGGGACAGCCAUAUUAGUCCCAAGAACUCCAAAUGGUUAGCCGAGAACCUAGAAGAGAUGGAUAAGCAAGUUAAAGAUAUGCUGAAGCUCAUCGAGGAUGAAGGUGAUUCUUUUGCAAAGAAGGCCGAGAUGUAUUUCGAACGGCGGCCUUUGCUUGUAACUCAUGUUGAGAACUUCUACCGCAUGUAUCGUGCUCUUGCCGAGCGUUAUGACAAUGUGACUGGGGAAUUACGCAAGAAUAUCCCAUCGUCACUCCAGUCACAAGGCUCUCUUAGCAUAUCUGAAUCUGAUUCUGAGACACAGUCUGCUCCCCCAACUCCUAAGCCUGACUCGGAAGAGACAACACCAAAACAGAAGCGUAAACCAAGAGCAGCUGGCUUUGAUGUCUUCCUUGGUUCUGGUGGAAGUUCAGACAUUUCCAAGAAGGGGAGCGAUGGAUCAUCAUCAUCUUCUUCAGAAUCUGAUUCUGAGGUUGACGAAUUGAGAGAAGACAAUGGUGAUGGAAGUCCUUUUGCAUUGAACGAACGAAUUGCCGAGCUAGAAGAUGAGCUUCAGGAAGCAAGGGAAAAACUUGAGGCACUUGAGGAAAAGAAUACACGCUGCCAAUGUGAAAAACUUGAGGAGAAGUUGAAGGAUUCGCACUCAGAAAUCAGCAGCCUUCAGAAGGAACUUGAAGGCCAACUAGCUCAUCAUGACCAUGAAAUUGAGAAGUGCAAGAAGGAGCUUGAACACGUUCAUGAGAAGUAUUCCCACGAUAAAUCUACUCUUGAAACAGAAAUAAUAAAGCUCCAAGACAUCGUCAAGAAUUUCGAAGGUGAUCUAGCAAAAAUGUCACAAGAGAAAUUGCAGCUCAAGGCCCAGGUUAAGGAACUUGAACAAGCAUCUCGCAGCCUAGAUGAUUCAUCAGCACAGAUUAUGAAGCUCCAAGAAAUAAUCAAGGAUCUGCAAAGAAGGCUGGACAAUGAUUCAAAUGAGAAGAAGAUGCUCGAAGAACGUGCUAUCGAAUUUGAACAAGUUCGUAAGGAGCUGGAGGGUUCAAGGACUGAGGUCGCAGAACUACAAGCUACAAUCAACAAUCUGAAAGCUGACCUAGGAAGAGCUCUGGAAGAGAAAUCACAGCUGGAGAGCCGUAUCAAUGAUCUGGAACACACAAUCGCCUGUAAUUUGGAAGAAUUCUCGCAGGAGAAAUCCUCACUUGGUGCCGAGAUCCAAAAACUGAAAGAAGCCAAUGCUUCUCUUGAAGGCAAGCUGACAUCCACAGAGUCACAGCUCCAGCAACUCCACGCCGAGAAAUCAGAAGCAUCCAUUAGCAGUGAGAAGCAGAUCUCCGAUCUGAAUCAAGCCAUCGCCGAUCUCGAAACAAAGCUUGAACUCCUUUCUUCAGAGAAAACUACAGUCGAUAACAAGGUGGCUAGCUUACUGACCGAUGUCACAGCUCGUGAUGAGAAGAUCAGGGAGAUGGACAGCCACCUGCACCAGCUGCACCUGGAGCAUGUCAAGCUGAUUGCAGAGGCAGAUGCCGUGACGAAGGCGGUGUCGGAGCUGCGAGCACGGGUGAGCGAGCUCGAGGAAGAGGUGGAGGAGCAGAAGCUGAUGGUCUCCGAUGGCGCGGAGGGGAAGCGAGAGGCGAUCAGGCAGCUCUGCUUCUCGCUCGAGCACUACCGCCAUGGGUACCAGCAGCUCAGGCAGCUCCUGCAGGGACACCACAAGAGGCCAUUGGUGAUGGCCAAUUGAGAGUGAGAAUUUCUAAAACCUAUCUUGGCAAUGCAACUGCAAAGCAAAAUUGCAUCAAAGAACCUGUCAAUGCAAUGCAAAAUUGCAUCUCCCUCCCCUUUUCUUGUUCUAUGAUGUAGCUCAUUCAGAUGCUGGUACCCUAUGGUGCGUGUAUUGUAAUCGAGGAACCGAGUCUGAACAAACUUCUUUUUUUCAUUUCCUGGUAAUGAAUCUGUCGAAUUCUGCUGUGAGCAUGUCAAGAAAAAUGAUCUGUCUCCUCUUUGCA
Molecule: messenger RNA, 2297 nt
Organism: Oryza sativa Japonica Group (Japanese rice)
Lineage: Eukaryota; Viridiplantae; Streptophyta; Magnoliopsida; Poales; Poaceae
Product: protein NETWORKED 4B
Molecular function (GO): actin binding
Source: RefSeq, a predicted model, not a curated record